This is a messenger RNA of Plasmodium berghei ANKA, 3114 nucleotides long. RefSeq names its product conserved Plasmodium protein, unknown function. The transcript has 2 exons. The coding region runs from base 1 to 3114 and encodes 1037 amino acids. NCBI's taxonomy places the organism in Eukaryota, Apicomplexa, Aconoidasida, Haemosporida, Plasmodiidae. The record is from RefSeq and is a predicted model, not a curated record.
AUGAAAAAAGAAGAGGAGUUUUUAAAAAAUGAAAUUGAAAAAGAGUCGAUUGCAUUGUUUAAGAAGAAUUUAUUAAAGGAAAGUUAUAAAUGGUUUAAAGAUACAGAUUAUUUUGUAAAAAUAAAAAAUGACAAUAAUUAUAAUAAUAUAGAAAAUAAAACAGAAACAAAAAACAUAGUAACUGGACGUGUACAGUUAGGAUGGGGUGGAACAUUUUUUUUAUUAUGUUGUGUUGUAGUUAUAUGUGAUAAUUCAGGCUGGCAAUCUUGUAACCAUUAUAAUAAUAAUAUAUUUUAUUCACCAGAAUCUUUAACAAUAGUAUAUUCUUUUCUUUAUGUAAUAUAUGCAUUUCCUUUAUUUAUUUUCCAUCAAUGUUUAGGGUUAGUAUCACAAGGCAAUUAUGUAAAGUCUUGUAGAAUGCUUUCACCCCAUAUGGGAAUAUUAACUAUAUUUUCUUUAUUCGGAACUAUAACAUUUUGUGCAAAAGAAAUAUGUAACUUUUCUGCCGAGUUUUUACAAAAUAUUAUAAGGCUAUAUAAUAUAUCAAAUGAAGCUAAAUAUGGAAUGACAAAAAUAUUUGUUGAUUUAACAACCCCAGGAGCAGAAUGCGCAUCUGCGCCUAACACCAUUUAUAUGGAAUCAAUAAAUUAUUGUGUAGCAUUUAAUGAUAAUGUUAUAGUAAAUUUUUAUGAAAAUUUAUGGUUUAUAGGAAAUAAGGGAAAUUAUAUUUACCUAAUUUUGAUAUCUACAUUAUUUAUAUUAUUUUGUUAUUUUAUUUUAUUACGAGAAAAUAUUCGUGUUUUUAAAUUUUUUAUUUUUGUUAUUAUAAUUAAUUGGAUUACUACAAAAUCAGUUGUUACUAUGAAUACAUUUUUUUUUUAUAUACCUCAAUCGAAGAAAAUAUAUGAAGAAAUAAUUUCAAUAUUUAAAGAGAUUGGAUUUCUUAAAUUGACUAUUUUUUUAUAUGGUACAUUAGCAAGAAGUUCAUCUAUAUUUAUUUUAAGCACUUUUGCUUCUUAUUUUCAUACUAAUACUAAUAUAAUGACAAUAAGUCUAUACACAUUUGUUUUUUAUAUGCUAAAUAUGUAUUUUUAUUUAAAAAAUGAAGCACAUGAAUAUUAUUUAUAUAAUAAAGGAUUAGGCAGUGGAGCAAGUUUUAAUUUCAUGAAGUGUAAUACAUAUAUAAAUAUGUUACAAGAAUUAAAAGAUAAUAAAGGAAAUAUUUAUAAUUCUGGUUCAUCUGGUUCUAUGUAUUCUGUUUGGCAAAAAUUAUGUCUAUUUUUCAGUUCAUAUUCUUUUCUUUUUUCCACAGUAUUUAUUGUGUUAAUGCAAUUGUUGGGGCCUUUUAACAUUUUAACUGAACUCGCUGAAAAUUAUAAAUAUAAUUUAUUGAACACAGGGAAAAAAAUUUAUACAUAUAAAUCGCUAGUUAAAAUAUAUGAAAAAUCAGAUUUUAAAAAUAUAUCAAAUAGUAAUAGGUCUUAUGCAUCCUCUUAUUACUCGAAAAAAAAAAGUGUAAAAUCAGCUAGCGAUUAUGAAAUGGCUAGUCAAAAAAAAAAAAAAAAAAAAAUAUUUAAAAAUUUGAAUUACUUUACAACUAAACCAGUAAAAACAAUAACUAAAAAUACAGAGUCAAAUAUAACAGGGAAAGAAAAAAAAGAAAUUCUUAUUUUCAAUACAGAAGAAGGGGGAUAUCAAACAACAGAUUGUGCAUUUUCAACUAAUAAAGGUGUAAAUUUAAAAAAGAAAAAAGAAAAAAAAGAGAGUAAGAUGGAUUUUUAUAAUGCCUCCAAAAGUAAUAAUUUUUUUGAUAAUAAUAAUUUGAAAAAUAGUUUUUCAAAAAAAAGACAAACAAAUUCAAGCGAAUAUUAUUGUAAUGGAAAAGAAAACAAAAAUAUUGAAGAAUCUAUAAAAGAUCAUAAUAAAAAAAAUGAAAACAAUAUGUUAUAUUCAAAAAAUGAAAGUAGCAAUGAUGAAAAUUCAUGUAUGAUUUCCACAAGUACCUCAACAAGCAAUAGAGAGAGUUCAUAUUAUGAAUGGACUGAUUCAGAUAUGAGUUUUGGGUUUAUGAAAAAUGAAAAGAAGGAUAACAACGAUUGGGGAAUGAAUAAAAACAAAGGUUAUCAAAUUGGAAAAGAGCAAAAUAAUAAGACGAAAAAUAAAAAUAUGAAUAGUAGUAUAAAUGAAGAAUAUAUAGUAGAAAAUAAAAACAAAGGAAUGGAUAUUUUUAGAGGGAAUUUGUUUAAUAGGGUUAUAAAUUUUAUUUCAAAUAUUUAUAAUAUAUUAUUAAAAAAAUAUGGUAUUUUUGUUUUGUUUUUUUUUAUAUAUAUAUUUACAUUAAUGCAUAUAGUAGAUUUUAAAAGAAAUAAUAAUAUUGUCAGUGAAAUAAUUUUAUAUAAUUUAUACAGAAGUUAUCUUAUAUUUAUUAUAGCAGCUCAAAUAAUAUAUGCAUCAUGGCUAUUUGGUAUGAAAAUGCAAAUGAUACAAUGUGGAGUUAUAUCAUGCUUAAUGAAUUUUAUAACAUGGAUUAUUAUACUUCCAUUAAUAUUUAUAAUUUAUUCAGAAAAACAUACUAUGAUUAAAUUAAUAACAAUAGGUAUAGUUUUAAAUAUAAUUACAAUAAUUAUUUCCUAUAUUGAAGUUAUUAAAAAAAUAAAAACUCAAGAAAAAUUAUGCACAAGUCAUAAAAAUAAACAUGAUGAAAUGCUACAAAAAUUUAAUAAAAUAGUGAUUUUAAAAAAAUGUUUAUAUUGGUUAUAUAUUGGUAAUUUAGAAAUUUUGAGAACAAAUUUGAAUAUAGCUAUGUCUGGAAGUGAAAAAAAAUAUAUCCCUUUUUUUUGGGUUGUUUUUUUUAAGUAUAUAAAUUCGUCUAUGCUUAUUGUUAUAAUUAUAUAUAACACAAAGGAAUAUUUUUUUAAUAUGAAAGAUAUAUUUAAAGCAACUUUUAGUUUGAAAAUUGAGUUGUUUUCUAUUUUCAUGAUUUUCUUUGGAUCCUUUUGGGUUUUGCUCAGGAACAUCUUUAAGGACCAUUACAUGCCGCAAAAUAUAGUAAUUCCAUCAGUACCUCUGGGUGUACAUGAAAAGGAAAAGAAAAAAUACAUUUUCCCCAAUUAA